GGGAGCCGAGUGCUUGGGGUGCCGAAAUAAAACUCGCUUUGCGGGAAGUUCUGAUUCAGGUAAUCCCUGGAAGUUGUUAAUAACCUAUAGACUUAGUUCCAGUUUGCUCCAGUGUAGGGAUUAAUUUUGCCAUGAAUAUUUCUUUCCGGUGUUCCAGGUCUUUUAAUUUGAAAGAACCUUGUGAAGUUGACGCAGAGGUCUGUUAUUUUCUGCUUAAGCCAAAGCAACAAGGAGGUUGCCCCAAGCCUUAAAGCAUCUGUAGCGGCACCUCCAAGAGAGGUAGUUUUCCAUGUUUUCUUCAGAGCUGGGAGAUGGCACAGCACAGGUUGGAAAGGCAAGUGGAGCCUCCGGCGGCAGCCCUGCCGAGUGCUCCGCAAGUUUUUUGGCUUCUUAGAAGAAUUGUGUAUUUUCACAGUCAGCUCCCAAGUGCUUCCUCCAAGGGCUCCCAGGCUGGUUGCGUGUCACGGAUGCUUAGGUAACCUCAGCGCGAUGUUCGAGUUGGGGCUUUCUCUCUUGAGCUUUGCUUUGCCAGAUCUUAGAGGUCUUUUCCAGCCUAAAUGAUUCCAUGAUUCUGUUCAGGUCAGAGACUUGCAGUGUUGUGACAAAGGGUGGGGUGUAUGCCACUAAGGGAACAGUCUUUAAGGCUCUCACAGAGGUGUGCCAGGGUGGUGGGAGCCUAACAGGGGGUGAAACCCCAGUGCAGGUUUGCAGGACAUAGAAUCAUAGAAUAUCCUGAGCUGGAAGGAACCCACAGGGAUCAUCGAGUCCACCUACUGGCCCUGCAGAGGAUAACCCAAAAAAUCACACCAUGUGCCUGAGAGCACUGUCCGAAAUCUUGAUAUUCUCAUAACUUCCAUGAGGUGUAUUUGAAGCAUAUAGAGCCUGAAAUGUAAUCAUUGUUCUCUGCAGACUUUCAAGGAGUUGUCAUGUCUUACUCACUUGUCACUGGAAGCAAGGUGUGGUAGCAAAUCCCACACUGGUCCUGUGCUGUUUUCUGGCAGAGCAGUGGCACUGUGUUUAAAACAGGAUGUGUAUGCUCUGGGUAAAGGUCCUACACAGUUUCUAUCAGUAAAAACUCUGAAUCAUUUCAAGAGCUCACUUGUUUACAAGCACAAGGUCUGCAGGAAUGUUGGAGAUUUGUCAUAAGAGGAGGGAAAGGUCCCAUCGGUUUGGUCCAUGAGAGGUUUAUUCCCACUCGGUGUGUGGGACUGUCAUGCUGCAGCCAGUGGCAGCCCCUGUGAGUGCAGCUGUGGGUGGGCAAGCCCAGGGGGUGAUGGGGACAGGACCCCCUGUGGUGGUCAGGACCCGGCUGCACGAGUGCACUGACCAGCACCCCACAUACCUGCAGCCCCUCCUCUCAUCCCCCUCUCUCUGUUUUCCCACACUCCUCCCUGGGGAUCACCUCGAUCCCUGCCUUUGGCCCUUCCCCUGGACACCUCCAUUGCAUGCCUUUGCUGGGCUGAGGGGCAGCAGAGUCCCCUCCAUGUCCCCACUCCCUGCUCAUUCCCUAAGAUGGAAGGCAGAUAUCUUUCCAUCCAUUCAUCCCUCCCUCCAUGCCGGGCAGAGGAACAAGCACUGUGCCAUGAGAAUGCAUCAUUUGUCAUCCCCGGGACAAGAAGCCUGUUAUUUCUGUGCAUUCUGGCACCCCCAUGGACCACGUCCCACAGAAAUCAGUCACUCUUGCUCCUUAAAACUGCCGUGGUUUUGGCCUAGAUAAUUUGGACCUUUAUCCCCACUGUGUCUCCAGAUGCAGAAUCCAGCUGUUGUUUGGUUUUGGGCACAUGCUGACAAAACAUGCUAGGAGCAUUCAGUUAGGCUGGAGAUAAGCUCACUGUGCUGGACGUGUCUGGAGAUUUGGAGGCGGGAAGGCACUUUGUAAUCCUUUAUUUAAGUAAAUAAUUAUUAAAAUAUCGUGGGAUUCCUUAAGGUGAUUGGAUGCAGAGGUCUGCAGAGUCUGUCUUCUUGCAGCAGGAGGGGCUGCUAGUCCUUCUAGAGCAUAUUGUGAGCCUGACCUGCCUUCAGGAUGAUUGUGGGUGUGUGCGAUUUGUUUGCCCCAUAAAACAUCAGUCAGAGUCCGUUCUGGGGACACCACCCAAACAAAUAAAUGGACUGUUAUGGCCUAAUUGCACCUAAGAAAAGGUGCAAAAGGAGGACACUGCCAGAUCAGCUCAGGAAGGACCUCCAGGCAGGCAGGGUGGUGGAAAACUAUUGCACCAGCAACAUCUUUCAGUUUAAACGAAAGACCAAGAAGAUUGGCAGGGGCUGCACGUGGCUGAUGUGAGCCUGCCUGCUGCCUGUGGGCCCCUCUGCCUUCCUUCUCCCAUCCCAUCUCCAAGGAUAGGGGAUUGUCCCACUCCUGCCCCCCAAACCUGGGACCAAAACUGAGGAAAUCCUGAUGAAAUCUUGCCUGCAGCAAUGUCUUGAAACUAUUCCUGCAGAAGCUGUGCUGUAAAUUCCUGUCAGAGGCAUAUCAGAUAUCUCAUCAUCUUCAGCCUUUUGCUGGGACUCAUCUUCCUGUCAGGAUUCUUCCAUAGGAUGGAUAAGGAUUAUAGAGUCUUCAACAGCCUCGGGGACCAAGCUGUUGCCUUCCUGCAGAAUCUCAAACAGCCACUGCCGACCACUCCCACGUCGUGCCAUGCCAAGACAAACGUCAUGUUCCUCAAGACCCACAAGACAGCCAGCAGCACCGUGCUCAACAUCAUGUUUAGGUUUGCAGAGAAGUACAACCUCACCGUCGCCCUCCCUGCUGGCCAGCUCUUCCACCUCGGCUACCCGAGGACUUUCAUGGCCCACUUUGUGGAGGAUUUUGAAGCCAUAGGCCAAAACUACAACAUCAUGUGCAACCACAUGCGGUUUAACCCCUCGGAGGUGCAAAAGGUGAUGGCACCCAACACCUUCUACUUCUCCAUCCUGAGGAACCCCAUUCCUCUGCUGGAGUCUUCCUACAUCUACUACAAGAACGCUGUCCCUGCCUUCUGGAACUCCAAGGAUGUGAACGAGUACCUGGCGUCACCCACGAGGUAUUACCACCCAAAGCAUUACGGGCAGAACAUCUACGCCAGGAAUAUUAUGUGGUUUGACUUUGGCUACGACAACAACGCAGAGGAUAACACAAACUACACCCAGGCCAUCCUCGAGGAGAUCGAGCAGAACUUCCACCUCAUCCUUAUAGCAGACUACUUUGAUGAGUCCAUGAUCCUCUUGAAGCACACUUUGUGCUGGGAUCUGGAUGACGUGAUUUACUUCAAGCUCAAUUCCAGAAGUCAGGACACUGUCCAGACUUUGACUCCGGAAAGUGAGGAGCGGAUAAAAGCAUGGUGCUCGCUGGACUGGAAGCUCUACCUGCACUUCAACCAGAGCUUCUGGAGGAGAAUUGAGGAGACCAUAGGGCUGGAGGUGCUGGAGAAGGAGGUGGAUCACCUGCGAACCAGACAGAAGGAGCUCAUGGAGACCUGUCUCUUGGAGCAGGAGCCAGUGGGGAAGGAACACAUCAGGAACAAAGCUCUCCAGCCUUUCCAGUCAGGGGCUGCAAAUAUCCUGGGGUACAACCUCAAACAGGACUUGGACAACAGGACUCUGAGAACCUGCCAGCAAAUGGUCAUUCCAGAGCUCCAGUACACGUCCUACCUUUACAAGGUCCAACACCCGCAAAGGAAGGGGAAGCCGCUGGGAUUGCCAUUGCCAUGGACCAGUCUCCAGAAGAGGAUGCAGCUCUCAAAUACCAACUAGGACACAUUACAACCCACUGUGGCUUCCCACUGCUUUGCAUCACCCCAUGUCUGGCAUGUGACUGACCCACACAAGACAGGACUCUUGUGCAUGAAGGGGAGGCAGUGGGGGCUUUGUUCAGGGUCACCAAGUUGGUGGUUGGUCCCUUUUUGGGGACCUUGAGCCAAAGGCUCUGCGUUGGUCAGAUCCUGCGUGAUCUUUCCUGCCUGUUCCCAGCUGGGGAGUGCUGGGCAGGCUGCAGCUGGCAUAGACAUUCCAGCUUCUUAAUCAUUAAUCACAGGUGUGAUCAUUUGCCUGCUUUAAUUUCAUUUGAUAUCCAUGACUACAUCCAAUCUGGUCACAGCUCACUGGAGCAA
Messenger RNA from Neopelma chrysocephalum (saffron-crested tyrant-manakin), 4085 nucleotides. RefSeq names its product galactose-3-O-sulfotransferase 2 (gene GAL3ST2). Gene Ontology annotation, molecular function: galactosylceramide sulfotransferase activity. NCBI's taxonomy places the organism in Eukaryota, Metazoa, Chordata, Aves, Passeriformes, Pipridae. Gene Ontology annotation, biological process: glycolipid biosynthetic process; glycoprotein biosynthetic process. The record is from RefSeq and is a predicted model, not a curated record. Gene Ontology annotation, cellular component: membrane. The transcript is spliced from 4 exons. The coding region runs from base 2536 to 3729 and encodes 397 amino acids.